Molecule: messenger RNA, 1458 nt
Organism: Balaenoptera acutorostrata (minke whale)
Lineage: Eukaryota; Metazoa; Chordata; Mammalia; Artiodactyla; Balaenopteridae
Gene: PNMT
Product: phenylethanolamine N-methyltransferase
Exons: 3
Coding region: 539-1390 (283 amino acids)
Cellular component (GO): cytosol
Molecular function (GO): phenylethanolamine N-methyltransferase activity
Source: RefSeq, a predicted model, not a curated record
GAGAGGCCUAGAGGAGAGGCAGAGAAGGGGAGUUGGGGUGACCUCACAAAGAAAGGGGAGUGGAUGUUGGACAGGGUGUCCCAGAGAUGUCCCUGGCGCUGGGAGCUGGGAACGGGGGAAAGGGCUAGCUUGAACCCUGGCCAAAAAGAAGGGAAGGGUGCCAGGCAAAAGGGGUGAAUGGCUGCCGGAGCUGGAGAAGAGCUACAGGGAGGAGCUGGGACUGGCUGACGCAGGGGUCUAAGGAGUCUGGGGGUACGAAGCUGAGGGGCAGGGCGCGGGAGCUGGCCUUGGACCAGGGCAGGUGAGGCAAAGGGUGGAGGGCAGCCGGGAGCAACUGUGGAGCAGGGGCAGGGACGGACGCUCCCCCCGUGUGUCUGCUGCUCCGACAGUAACGGAGAUGGAUGGGGUAGGGGAAACGCAGCGCGCGUGGCCCCGGGCGGCUCAUCGCUCAGCCGCCGCCCCCGCAGCAGAGAGGUCGGGGCGGGGGUCCGGCCGCAGAUAAAGGCGAGCGGGGGACAAGGGCGGCCGCGGCAGCAGCAUGAGCGGGACAGACCUGAGUCACGCUGCGGGCGCGGCCCCCGACCCAGACCCGGGCCGGGCGGCAGUCGCCUCGGCCUACCAGCGCUUCGAGCCCCGCGCCUACCUCCGCAACAACUACGCGCCCCCUCGGGGGGACCUGAGCAGCCCCGACGGCGUCGGGCCUUGGAAGCUGCGCUGCUUGGCGCAGACCUUCGCCACCGGUGAGGUGUCUGGACGCACCCUCAUUGACAUUGGUUCAGGCCCCACUAUAUACCAGCUGCUCAGCGCCUGCGCCCACUUUGACGACAUCACCAUGACAGAUUUCUUGGAGGUGAACCGCCAGGAGCUGGGGCUCUGGCUGCGAGACGAGCCUGGGGCCUUCGACUGGAGCGUGUACAGCCGGCAUGUCUGUCUCAUUGAGGGCAAGGGUGAAUCCUGCCAAGAGAAGGAGUGCCAGCUGCGAGCCAGGGUGAAGCGGAUCCUGCCCAUCGACGUGCACCAGCCCCAGCCCCUGGGCGCUGGGAGCCUGGCGCCCCUGCCUGCCGAUGCCCUGGUCUCCGCCUUCUGCCUAGAGGCUGUGAGUCCGGACCUUGCCAGCUUCCAGCGGGCCCUGGACCACAUCACCACACUGCUGAGGCCUGGGGGGCACCUCCUCCUCAUCGGGGCCCUGGAGGAGUCAUGGUACCUGGCUGGGGAGGCCAGGCUGGCAGUGGUGCCAGUGCGUGAGGAGGAGGUGAGGGAGGCCCUGGUGCGUAGCAGCUAUGAGGUGAGGGAUCUGCGCACCUACAUCAUGCCUUCCCACCUUCAGACAGGCGUAGAUGACGUCAAGGGCAUCUUCUUCGCCUGGGCCCGGAAGAAGGUGGGGGUGUGAGGCCCCAGUGCGCACAGUGCCGGCGGCCCUCCCCCGCCUAGAUGCCCUGUUAUCUGAGGUGGCACCUA